Paramormyrops kingsleyae is the source of this 1001-nucleotide messenger RNA. Its product is annotated as vesicle-associated membrane protein 8. Lineage: Eukaryota; Metazoa; Chordata; Actinopteri; Osteoglossiformes; Mormyridae. The record is from RefSeq and is a predicted model, not a curated record. Gene Ontology annotation, biological process: vesicle-mediated transport. Gene Ontology annotation, cellular component: membrane.
UGUAACCCACAAGGACUGAUACUGGCGUGUGACAGUGCUUCCCAACUGAAAUCAGCAGUAUGGUAACUAAUAUGGAUAGGUCGGUGUGAAACACUCAUGGUUUGAGCAUUUGAUAAAACCUAUUUCGUGGUCCUGCGUCAGUCAACCGAUUAUAACAAUAUGGCUGACUCCGGUGCUCAAGCACCAUCACAAAACACGCUGAACCAGGUGCAGGAGCAAGUCAACGAUGUCAAGGUCAUACUGAAAGACAACAUCAACAAAGUCUUGGAAAGAGACACUCGAUUAAAUGAUCUCAUUGACAAAACCGAUGAUCUCCAGGCAACAGCUGACUCCUUUCAAAAGACGUCUACACGCGUGGCCCGGAAAUACUGGUGGAGAAACACAAAGAUGAUGAUAAUUAUAGGUGUGAUAGUGCUGACCAUCGUUAUCAUCAUCAUCCUACUGGCCACCGGUGUCAUUCCCUCAUAACUGUCUGCUCAAGGUGUUUCUACUAUCCAGCCAAAAAGUCACAUUUACAAAUACAGACCUGUUUAAUUGCACACACAACUAUUAAAUAUAUCAAUUUAUGGUUAUAGUAAUAAUAGAGAAUCUUUAAUGUCUCUAAAUGUCUGAAACAGUUCAAAUUUUUACACUAUUUUUCUUACACCGAUGAUUUAAAUACAUUCAACAACAAAAGGCGUAUCCAGCCUAUUCACAUGUACAUUGUAUCCACAUUAUAUAAGCUCAAAAUAUUGCCACAUUAAAUGAAGUAUUUUAGAUUUUAGAUUGUAUAAUAAUGAGGUUAAUUUAAUUUAAGGUGAUGUUUAUUUAAAGAACUGAAUUUUUUUUUGGUUUUUCAAUGUCUUUAAAGGAAAUCAACUAAAAAUUCCUGGUCAUUAAAUCUGUCCAGAAACUAUAGUAACUCGAUUCGGCUCAUAUAACCUAUUCCACCGAGCCUAAAAGCCAUCCUUGUCUCCUGUGAUCCUUUCUUUUGCAAUAAAGAAGUGAUUCUGACCAUGGAA